Brienomyrus brachyistius is the source of this 832-nucleotide messenger RNA. It is a transcript of the gene ppifa, whose product is annotated as peptidylprolyl isomerase Fa. The coding region runs from base 192 to 764 and encodes 190 amino acids. Gene Ontology annotation, biological process: cellular response to hydrogen peroxide; protein folding; protein peptidyl-prolyl isomerization. Gene Ontology annotation, molecular function: peptidyl-prolyl cis-trans isomerase activity. Gene Ontology annotation, cellular component: mitochondrion. Lineage: Eukaryota; Metazoa; Chordata; Actinopteri; Osteoglossiformes; Mormyridae. The transcript has 6 exons. The record is from RefSeq and is a predicted model, not a curated record.
GCUACCGCCGUUUGGGUGUCUUCUGCGCUGAUCUAAUCGCGUGUGUGACAAGUUGCACAAAAAAGGUGGACGAUAUGGUUCUUGUGCGCUUCCUAGUCCUGCGCCUAUGAGCGAGGCCGCUGUAGCCAUUGGAAGCUCUGCACUCACUUCCGGCGCCAGUACGAUUCAAAGUGGCGGCUGCGAGAAAAAAAAUGCUGCACAUUAAGAAUCGGUUGAAAGUGUGUUCGGUGGCGCUGGCCGCGACCCGGCUGCUAGCAUCGGGUCCUUCGGUUAACCCGGUUGUGUAUUUUGACAUCGCGGCCGAUAACCAGCCCCUUGGUAGAGUGACCUUUCAGCUGAAUGCGGAUGUCGUUCCCAGAACUGCAGAGAACUUCCGUGCCCUGUGCACAGGAGAGCAUGGAUUUGGGUACAAAGGAUCCACGUUUCAUAGAAUUAUACCGAGCUUUAUGUGCCAGGGGGGAGAUUUCACCAAUCAUAAUGGAACGGGAGGAAAAUCCAUAUAUGGAUCUAGAUUUCCGGAUGAAAACUUUAAACUGAAGCACUUGGGAGCAGGUGUUUUGUCCAUGGCAAAUGCAGGGCCCAACACCAAUGGGUCGCAGUUCUUCAUCUGCACUGCAAAGACCGAAUGGCUAGAUGGGAAGCAUGUUGUGUUUGGCCAUGUUAAGGACGGAAUGGAUGUAGUGAUGAAAAUGGACUCCUAUGGUUCUCAGUCUGGGAGUCCCGCCAAAAGGAUCACGAUUUCAAACUGCGGCGAGCUUAAGUAAUCCCUUCAUCACUUCCUCAGGAAUCUUACACUUAAAAUGUGAAUUCAAAAUAAACACAUUGGUAAAUA